AAUAUUCUGACACUGCAUUACCUUUUCUGUAACGAUGUCUACAGUCUUCACUACAGAUCGAGUCUAGUCUUGGGCCAGCCAGCUGCCAGCUGAUUGAUCAAGGAGUUACCAUCAUCAUGAGUGUUCCAAACAAACUCUUGACCCUUGUGUUGAUCCAUCAGAACACCCGGCUCCUGCUUGGGAUGAAGAAACGAGGGUUUGGUGUCGGGAGAUGGAACGGCUUUGGUGGGAAGGUGCAACCAGGGGAAACCAUCUUAGAGGGAGCAGAGAGAGAAUUGCUUGAAGAAAGUUGUGUCAGGGCACCAGACAUGAAGCACAUUGGACGCAUAGACUUUGAGUUUGUUGGUGAACCACAGAUCAUGGAAGUACAUGUCUUCAAAGCAACCGAGUUUGAAGGAGAGCCAGCUGAAACAGAAGAGAUGAGACCGCAGUGGUUUGAUGUAGAUUCCAUUCCCUUCCAUACCAUGUGGCCUGAUGAUGUCCUGUGGUUCCCAUUAAUGCUGAAGGGGUCAAAGUUCAAAGGUUAUUUCAAGUUUGAGGGCAUGGACAAAUACCUGGAGUACAACCUAGAAGAGCUGGACCAAAGUGCUGAGAUACAAAGCUCAUGACACAAGUCUUCACUCUGAGAUGGACUCAGAACUGAAAUACAUUCCUCAACAGGGUGAGCAGUCUAAUGGAUUGUCAUCAGCUGAAAGGCAAUCUGUAUUUGCCUAAAUGCACUCUACAUCAUUGAUUUUGUUUCAUAGUCAAAGUGUUCUCUUCUCUCCUCUCAUUGAGAAGAAAUUAACAAAAGUCUACAUACUGUGCCACAUUUGUUUUCAUCCAUAACUGAGGAAUAGCUAAUUUUGCCUGAGAGCUAGGCUAAAUAUAUUCUCACUUGUGCUACAUUCCAAUGAUAAUGUUUAUCUGUGAUGAAGGAAAAAAAUUGCACCGAUAAUCACACUUAUAUACUGACUUUGUCUCAAGGUUACCCAUCCUCAAACUUUUUGUGUUGUAAUAUCACUUCUUCAAUUUUGUAAUAUUUAUGUACAGUAGGGUAUGGUAUCCUGCAACAGUUUUCAAACUUUUUUUGUGUUUUGCCCAUGUUGAAAUUUAUUGCAAAGGAUCACAGUGAUUUAACGCAUAACUCCAAACCAAGUCUGCAGCUUUUUACCUGUAUAUACUUCUUAAAUUUCUUUACUCUGUUACAGAAGAGCUUUGACAGGAUUUAUUUGAUUUAUUUCAAACUUUUACUGAUAAUGUACUUAAAAGACCAAAAUCUGGAAAUGAAAAUUAAGUGAAUUAAGCAUAGUGCACCUCACAUUUCUGUCUCAUUAAUACAUGCAAAAAUUAAGGGCCAUUAUGCAGUAGAGCGGUCUCUCAUCAAUCAUCUACAUGUAGGUGUACAGUUUUGACCAAGCAGUGUUUUAAUGUGGUUAACACUGUGUGAACAGCGUAACAGAGAACUUCAUUGAAAUAAGAUUCUACCGUUAUUGAUUACCUCAUCAUUUUUUUAGUGUGUAAGAUUGUGUUUGUGUAUCACAAAUCUCUGAUACUGAUUAUGGCCAUUAGAAAUGAUUGUGCAUGUGUAGGCCUACAGCCAUUUUAUAGAAGUCUUUCAUUCAAAUUAGACCCCACAGAGGAUUCUAUAAAUUAUGCUCAGGACUAUGACCAAUGCUCCGUUCUUCAUCUCCCUAUACAAACCAACGUUUAGGGAUAGGUACAGUGUUUGGUCUAGGGUUGAAGUUAGGAAUCUGGGCCUCGUUUCAUAAAACUUGUUAUCAAUAACAACUUGCCAUAACUGUUGAAAGCUACUGAAAUCAUUGCAUGUGAUUGGCUGAGAGGAAAUUUGUAAAAGAAAUGUGACACGUGUUAUUGAUGACAAAUUUUAUGAAACUGGAGCCCAGCUGAUUUCUGACUUCAAACCUAGAGCAAACACUUAAACCUAUCCCUUAACCUAACCUAAGACAAAAUUACAGUCCUAGUUCUAACUAUAACCUUACACAUUUGAUGUUAUAAACCCCAGGGCAGUUGUUGCUGGAGCUUGCAUUCGUUCGUUCGUUCGUGUCUCCUUAGAUCAAGAUUAAUGUAUCUUGAUCUUCGGAGUAGUUGCUAUACAACCGGCCGUGUCAGACACGUUGCC
Messenger RNA from Strongylocentrotus purpuratus (purple sea urchin), 2122 nucleotides. RefSeq names its product 7,8-dihydro-8-oxoguanine triphosphatase. The record is from RefSeq and is a predicted model, not a curated record. The transcript has 4 exons. Gene Ontology annotation, biological process: DNA protection. Bases 117 to 608 code for a protein of 163 amino acids. Gene Ontology annotation, molecular function: 8-oxo-7,8-dihydroguanosine triphosphate pyrophosphatase activity. Lineage: Eukaryota; Metazoa; Echinodermata; Echinoidea; Camarodonta; Strongylocentrotidae.